UCUUUGUUGCUUAAAACUUUCCCCUUCUGCGCCUUCUUCCCCUCCCUUAUUAUGCCCUUAUCUUCUUCCUCUUCCCUCUAGAUGUGUCCCCAAAUUCACACACACACACCAUUCAUUUCAUUAACCCCCUCCUUCACACUUCCUUCUUUCUUCCUUUCUUCAAACCCAUAACCACUCACCCUCUCUUCCUUCAUUCUCCUUCAUGCCAUCAUGGAAGGAGGUGAUGACCUCCACCACCAUCACCACCACCACCAUCACCGUCCCACCUUCCCAUUUCAAUUGCUCGAGAAAAAAGACGACGACGCUGCCUCUUGCUCCACUUCUCCUUACCCUUCUCUCGCCAUCUCUCCCGACCCCACCACCACCACCACCGCCACCGCCACUGCCUCCGUUGCAGAGCCUUCUUCCAAGAAGCCACCAGCCAAAAGAACCUCCACGAAAGACCGUCAUACGAAAGUCGAUGGUCGUGGUCGACGCAUCCGAAUGCCAGCCCUAUGUGCAGCUAGGGUAUUUCAACUCACCCGAGAAUUGGGUCAUAAGUCCGACGGCGAAACCAUCGAAUGGCUCCUUCAACAAGCGGAGCCUGCCGUGAUUGCCGCUACCGGAACUGGUACCAUCCCGGCUAACUUCACAUCCCUUAAUAUCUCAUUACGUAGCUCCGGCUCCACCAUGUCUGUCCCUUCGCAGCUUCGGUCAUCUUCCUAUUACAACCCUAAUUUCUCCCUGCAUCAACCACGCCGAACGCUCUUCCCGGGAUUCGGUCUCUCAUCCGAACCCUCCUCCACCGCUCUCCUCAAUUUCCAGUCCACCAACAUCGGCAACUCUCUACUCCAAGCCAAACCUGAACUCAGAGACAACACUACCUCUUCAUUAGACCUCUCCGACGCAGCGGAGGAAAUCAGCAUAGGGCGGAAGAGAAGACCGUCCACGGAGCAGGAGUUGUCGUCGUCGUCGUCGUCGCAGCAUCAAAUGGGAGGGUAUCUGCUACAAUCAAGUGCAGGGUCGAUUCCAGCGAGCCACGGAGGAGGUCAGGUUCCGGCGAAUUUUUGGAUGCUUACAAAUACAAAUAACCAAGUGAUGGGGGGUGAUCCUAUAUGGACGUUUCCAUCGGUUAAUAACAGCGGGUUGUACAGAGGGACGAUGUCUAGUGGGUUACAUUUCAUGAACUUCCCAGCCCCAGUCGCGCUAGUGCCAGGUCAGCAAUUUGGUUCCGGCGCCGGCGGAGGGAAUCAUAGUUCCAGUGAGGGACACUUGAAUAUACUCGCUGGUCUCAAUCCGUAUCGCUCGGUUUCCACCACCGGCAUCAUGGAACAACAGGGAAGUGGAUCGCACUCACAUCACGGCGGCGGUGGAGAUGAUCGCCAUGAUUCAACCAGCCACCACUCAUAAACGGAAACGGAAACGGAAACGGUCGAUUGGCGCUUCACCCACAUGUGUGGUCGUUUGAUGUGUUGAAACACACGUGAGGUUUGAUUUUCCAUUGAGAGAAAAAAAUAAAAUAAAAUAAUAAUAAUAAAAAAACA
Messenger RNA from Cucurbita pepo subsp. pepo (vegetable marrow), 1523 nucleotides. NCBI's taxonomy places the organism in Eukaryota, Viridiplantae, Streptophyta, Magnoliopsida, Cucurbitales, Cucurbitaceae. The record is from RefSeq and is a predicted model, not a curated record.